This is a messenger RNA of Choloepus didactylus (southern two-toed sloth), 2454 nucleotides long. RefSeq names its product centriole, cilia and spindle-associated protein-like. The record is from RefSeq and is a predicted model, not a curated record. Gene Ontology annotation, cellular component: ciliary basal body; axoneme; cytoskeleton. Lineage: Eukaryota; Metazoa; Chordata; Mammalia; Pilosa; Megalonychidae. Gene Ontology annotation, molecular function: microtubule binding. Bases 114 to 926 code for a protein of 270 amino acids. The transcript has a single exon. Gene Ontology annotation, biological process: regulation of mitotic spindle assembly.
UGGCGGCGGCGGUAGCUGCGCCGCAGCGGGGCCAGGGCGAGCGGGGCGCGUGGAGAAGGGGCCCCAGCGGCCGGGACGCCAGAGCGGCGUGCGGCGCGGCGCGGCCCGGGACCAUGUCCCCCGGGAGCAAGGUGAAGAGCGAGUACAUGAAGCGCUACAAGGACCCGCGGUGGGACAUGUACGGACCCUGCUACCGCGAGCUGCUGCACUACCGCCUGAGCCGCCGGCUGCUGGAGCAGGCGCACAACCCCUGGUUCUGGGAAGACUGGGGCCAGGCCAGCACCUCGGAUGACUCGUCGUCCUCGGGCGGCGGGGGCUCCCCGUGCCCCGCGCCCCAGGAAGCUCCGGCCUCGCCCCCGCCGCCCUCUCCGCCCAGGCCCGCGGCGCAGGAGAGGCGGGAGAGGCCGGAGAGCGGCGCGGCGCCAGAGCCGGAGGCCUUGGGGGGAGAGAUCCAGGACGCCGGCGCCGCGGAUUCCCCGGCAUUAUCAGUGAAAGAAGUAGAAGAAAAGCAUGAACAACAAAUUGAAACAAAAGAAACUGAUAAAUUACCCAACAGUACUGAACCUCGACAACAUCGAAGUGCCUUAUUUGCUAGAGGAAAUAGAAAAGCAGUCAAAAGUCCUCAAAGAUCAUCAAUUAAAAUAAAAGAAAACAAACAUCCAUUUGCUCUUUAUGGAUGGGGAGAAAAACAGACAGAUACAGGAAGCCAAAAAACUCAUAAUGUCUGUGCUUCUGCCCCUGUGCAUGAGAUUCAUGAGUCAGCAUUACGAGCCAAGACCAGAAGACAGGUGGAAAAAAGGAAACUAGUUGCUCAAAGGCAACGUGCUCACUCUGUGAAUGUGGAGAAAAAUAUAAAGGUUAAAUCUUCUUCCUCAGAUAAUCCAUGGAUGACAGAAUACAUGAGAUGCUAUUCGGCAAGAGCUUAAAGAAACAGUUGCUUGGACAUCCUCUUUUAAAAAGUGUAAAAGAAAAAAACAGAACAACCAUCAAAAGAAACUGGACAUGGGUUUAAGAAACCAACUGAUUAUGCAAGGUUUUUCUUAGGGAAUUUCCAAAUGAUUGUCAAAUAUUUUGAUGAAUCUUGGCCACCUACCUCAGCAGUAGGACAGACAGUUGAAGCCAUAGACAUUUGAAGUUAUUUAUGAAGAUGAUUCCCUAAAUCUUUGAUAUUCUUAUAAAGGUUUUGUUUUAAAGCAUCUUAAUCUUUUAAGAUACUGACACCAAAUGCCUUUAAAUGGCUAUGGAUGCUUAACAGAUUUAGUCUUGUUCUGAAUUAACUAUUCAAACUCCAUAGCUAAUAAGAUCAUUCCGUCUUGCAACAUAAGACUCAUUUUCUUUAUGUGCAGUUUUCUUAGUGAAAGAAUUAAUAUCAAAUCACAAAUGAGUUUCAACUGUAGUAUUCAGUCCAUGUAUAAUAAAAUGAGAACUUUGGUUGUUAUUGAAAAAUUAAACUUACUUGUAUUUCAGUUUAGCAUCACUUCAUGUUGUAGACCAUGAUAUUUAAGGCUUAUCUGAGCUGAGUAAAGGUCAUCUUUUCUCUUUAAAUUAUCAUCCAGCCACUUAUUUAAUAGUUCAAAUACAUUCCAAUAAACAAAGUACCAGUGUAAUAUAUAUUUAGUGUAGAAGUGAAGUUUUUUUUUUUAAGUCAAAGACUGUCACAUUAUUAUUACUAUUUUUUUUCCUAAAUAUUGCAAGAGUGUUUAGAAAACAUAAUGGGGAAUUAAAGCACUUACUGGAGUCUGGCUUCUUGGUGCACACCCACUAUAGACUUUUGCAUCUUGCAUAAUAAUUGGCAAUGACAUUUAAAACUUGCAGUUUGAAAAUUCAUUUAAUUUGUAAAUUGAGAUUAUCUGGCCCACUGAGGAUGCAGGAAGACCAGUAAGAUAUCAAUUAGAGCUGUUGCUCAUCUCCACUUUCUGUUUUCCUGUACCAAACUUAACAAUGAUCAAGUCUGGAUGAUGUAAAAUAUUCAUAAUUUUGGUUGAAAUACAUUACCAUUUGAUUCCUAGUCAGAAGAUCUCAUAUAUGGAAGUUAAUAUGAGAAUGGUGGUGUAUAUAUAAGCACAAAUGUAAGAAUUUAAGUGGAGUAUUCCUUGUCUUUAGUACAUUUGCUUUUUGGAUAGAAAAAUGGUUUUAAAAAAUAAUGGUUUUCAUCAAAGACUAAGGUCUUCUCUAUCUAGUAGAGAUGGAAUCUAUUAGGAGGGUGAGUAUUAAAAUUCUUUAUAAGAUAAGAAAGGUACCUUGCUUAAGCCAACUUAACAGCGCAAGCUGUGUGAAUGAAAAUUUUGUCCAAGACUGAGCAUUUCCUUGAUGUGUUUACUCUGGGUCUUUAAUGUACUAUAUUCAAUUAUUAGAAUUGGUUUUAUUCCACAUAAGUUCUUCACACACUGUACUAAGCUCUGAAAGAUCAUACUAAAGAAUCGUAAGCGUUUUGUUUAUAAAAUUUUUACUCUA